Molecule: messenger RNA, 2601 nt
Organism: Chaetomium globosum CBS 148.51
Lineage: Eukaryota; Fungi; Ascomycota; Sordariomycetes; Sordariales; Chaetomiaceae
Exons: 6
Coding region: 1-2601 (866 amino acids)
Source: RefSeq, a predicted model, not a curated record
AUGGAACCCGGUGCCAGGGGCAGGUCCCCUGUGUCCCGGUGCGUCGCACAGAAGCUGGGCAGCGACACAGUCGUUUACCUUCCCUAUCGCCCUCGGAACGAUGCAGCCAUUGCGCGGAAGACUGCAGCUGCCGACCUCGACACGGUGACCGCCCGGCACCACGACUCCGAGGCCGACCCCAGGCGACACCCCGCCGCCGCCGAUGCUCUCUCCCUCUCCGGCACCACCCCGCCGAGCAGCCCGACCAUGGGUAACUUCCCACCAGCUUCCAAGUCCAUGACGCCAGAGUCCGCCAAGGGCAGUCGCCCUCACCUCGUGCUUGUUGACACUCAGGGCAAGGUAGCCGUGAAGGACGAAAACGAUGCUUCUUUCCGGAAGCAUAACCGUGGCAUCGGCUCCAUCGAUUCACUCCUUUCCUCCACCACUUACGUCAACACUCAGUCCGAGUGCAGCCGUGCCGAAUCCCGCCUGUCUCGGGAAAUCCGCAUUGAGGUCGAAGACACAGACGGCGGCGCACCCGUUGCCGCUCACCGCAAACCAAGGAAGCAAACCAGCAGGAUUCAACUUGCCCCGCCAGCCAUGGCCGACCAUGGCACCGCUGGGACCCAUAGUGACAGUGAGGGCCCGGAGAGUGAGGAUGAGGAGGCCAGGCUGGUCGACGAGAUCUCAUCCUGGGUCCUGAGGAACACCUUCGGCAAGGACAUGGAUGACUGCGCUGCCCCACUGUUGGUCUGGGACUGUACCUACCGGUAUCUUCAGGAACUCUGGACCGCAUCCCACGAGGGGAACCUCGGCUUUGUUCAGUCCACGUCUGGCCACGGCACUCCGUCACCCCACUACGGCGGUAGCCCAGGCCUUGGGGGCGGUGAUCAACAGCACGGCGGGCAACACGGGAAAGGAAAGAGGAAGGCAGAUGGGGGUAGUGAUGAUGGAAGCGGGUUCGGUGGCCGAGACAACCAAGGAAACGAAGAGAGAGAUGUCUCCCCAGCCUCGCAGGCAUACAGCAGCAAAGGAAACACCACCAACUUCAGCUGUCCCUAUCGGAAACGCAACCCCCUACGAUUCAACGUGCGAGACUAUUACGUCUGCGCCACACAUUCUUUUGCCGACAUGUCUCAACUGAAAAAACAUAUCCGCGCGCACCAUCCUCCUGUCCAGAGAAAUGCCGGCCUUUUUCAUUGCCCUCGAUGCGGCCAGGGGUUCGUCUCAAAGACGGAUUUAGAUUCCCAUUUGCGCCAGGUGGACGUUUGCCACGUCUCGUUCGAUAGUGGCGGCGCGGACCCCGAAGAUGGCAUCACCCAGAAGAUCAUCUCGUCCUUGGAAGCUAGGAGCCUCAAGGCCAAGAUCGACAACUGGAUCUCACUGUGGAAACUCCUUUUCCCAGCCGAUCGAACUAUCCCUGACCCAGAGUCCAAAAAAUUCCUGGCCGUGCUGAGCGAUCUUCUCGGGCUUCAGUACCAUCACGUCCUCGAAGGAGCCACCCAGGUGAUGAAUGUCGAUCUCAAGAUCCGUCAAGGCAUUGAACGGAGCACAGGGUCUAUUUACAACUGGAUCGAAACCGUCGUCCAGGAUUGGGAGCAGAGGAUAGCAGGGACCGUGUCGCUUUUUACAAGUUCGGCCAUCAGCCAGCCGGCCACAAGCGACAGUUGGGCUUCCACCCCCCAUCUCCCCCCUUCUCCCGCACCGACGACAACGGUUGUGCCUGGCAAUGCCGCUUCCGCCACGAGUACCGUGCCUGGUGCCGAGAGCCCUGGCGCACCAGCUCCCGCCAGCAUCAGGGGUACAUCUGCCAGGAGACGUCCCAAUCCACCACCCAAGAGAAUCAAGCGGCCCGAGAUCCUGCCCAAAGCCCCAGCCCCGACCCAAAUACCGCUCCCAAUACAGCGAGCCCGGGACACCUCAAUCACAGGCAAGAGUCGUGAGCAAUACUUUCAGGCCGCCUCCCACAGUGCUCCCAAGCCAGUCGGUUCCCUUGGCGCCAUCGACCACGCAAGGUAUCAACCCAGGCCAGCCGUAUCAUACGAGCUGGGAAACCCCGGCGGUGACAGCCACUACGGCUCCAUCCACCCAAACCAAUUGGACGUCCAAGCUGCGGCAUACCUGGGGUCGGAACAGUCCGACACCAUGUCACCCGACGCAAUGCAACACGAUGUCGACCCGCGCCCACCGUCAGCAGCCACCAUCCACGCAAACAGGCUGACCAUGUCCACCACUCCAAGAUCCUCGCUUGCUAGUCUUCUCUGGAAUCGCGACGAGAACCGGGACUCGAGCCAAACGCUAGUGGAAGCACACCCGCCAGGGAGGUGCGCCAACAUGUACUGUCCGAGCUGCAACAAGACCAUGCCUGAUGAUAUAGCCGCCCAGCCAUCCCCUGUGGGCAUACACCCGGUUACGGGGGCUCCCCAUCAUCACGUCUUUCAUACUGCGGGCCCGGGACAGGGAGGGCCAUUUCAACCGUCCCCCAGCCCUAACGAGGUGCACGGAUUUACGGACCAAGUGGAAUGGAUUCAGGAGGGUGAAGAAGAAGGACCGGCGGGAGGAGGUGCAAUCUGCCUGUUCCCUUCAACGCCAUCAGCUUGGGUCACGGUCAUCAACCCAUAA